UGAAUGUUUUUAGCUUUCAUUCUGGAAUGUCCUACAUUUUUCUUGAGUGUCCUACAUUAUGUGGCGCCUUGUGUCUUGAAGGUCCUACAUUUUGUGGUGCGUUGUUUCUUGAGUGGCGUACAUUGGAAAGGGCUACAUUUUGUGGCGCCUUCGUGUUUCUUGAGCGCCCGCCAUUUUGUGGUGUGCCUCGUCGUCCUCCGUGUCGGUGAGGAAGGCCCCUGCGGCUGCGGGGGACCCUGCCCGAGAGGCCCUUGGGGCGGCGGGAGGGAAGCCCCUCUCCCUUAGUUCCCAGAGGCCUUUGCGCCGGCGGAGGCGCCAUCCCCGUCAACGGCUCCCAUGGCAAUCCCUUGACCACACAGAGAGAGGGAGAGGGAGGGAGCCUAGGCCUGCGUGGGCCCCCUGGCUCUCGCGAGAACAAGCGCCUCUCCUCCUCCUCCUCCUCCUCCGCCAGACAGGGCCGCCUUCCUUCUCCUUUCCUGCCUCAGCGGCGGCGCCUGCCAUGGAAAGCGGCGAGAGCCUUUUCUCGCUGGAGCUGCUGGUGGAGUCUGCGCGGGUGGAGCCGCGGCUGCUCCCGGCGCCUUCCCCGUCCGGAGGGGCCUUCCGCCCGGCGGUGGCGCUGCGCCUGCUCGACUUCCCGACGCUGGUGGUGCGGGCGCCUCAGGCGGCGUCGCUGUCCUCGUCGCCGCCUCAGGCGCCGGGCCCCACGCUGCCCUUCGGCCGGGGCAAGUCCUGCCUCUUCCGGCUGCGGCCCGAGGCGCUGCGGGGGCUGCUGAGGCGCUCGCCGCUGCUGGCGCUGCUGCUGGCGCUGCCUCCGGCCCAGGGCCCCGCCCGCCUCCUGGGCUCCUGCAGCGUCUCCCUGGCCGACGCCGCCGAGGAGCUGCUGCUCUUGGGCUCCGGGCCCCGCGGGCGCAGGGGACACUUCCCGCUCCUGGACCUCACGGGGGAGACCGUGGGCGAGCUGGGCCUCAGCUACCGCCUCAGCAACCUGGGGGUCUGCCUCAUGGGGCACCUGGGGGACGGGGCCGCCCCGGGGAGGCCUCUCCGCACGGAGCACCGCCAGGAGGAGCAAGGGCCACAGCGCCAGGCCGGGCCCCUCGGCCUGGGCCUCGCCUCCAAGGGGCGCCUCGGCCUGGAGCUCAUCCCGGAGGGGGACGAGGAGCAGGACCUCAGCCCCGAGCCCCUGAGCCUGGCCUCCAGGAGCAGCAAAGAGUCACUCACCUAUGGCCACAGAGAGACCCCAAGCUAUGGCCACAAAGAGAUGCCAAACAAUGGCCACAAAGAGAUGCCAACCUAUGGCUGCAAUGAGAUGCCAGUUUAUGGCCGCAAAGAGAUGCCAGCCUAUGGCCGCAAAGAGAUGCCAGCCUAUGACCACAAAGAGAUGCCAGCCUAUGGCUGCAAUGAGAUGCCAGCCUAUGACCACAAAGAGAUGCCAGACUAUGGCCGCAAAGAGAUGCCAGCCUAUGGCUGCAAAGAGAUGCCAAACUACAGCCACAAAGAGUCGCCCUCCUACAGCCGCAAAGAGUCACCUUCCUAUAGUCACAAGGAGCCGCCCUCCAACAGCCCUAUAGAUGAACUCCUGGGGGAGGUAGAUACAGAUGUGGAGUUCGAGGCCAACAUUUUUUGUCCCCCACCCAUGUACUAUAGCUGCCCGCCUGAAAACCCGCGCCCCAGGCCUAACUCGGCCGCCUCAGUGAUAGUGGCUGUGUCUGCAGCUCAGGAAUCGUUUUCGGAUGAAGUAGUGGCAGUCCCUCCUGCGGUGCCACUUGUUAAAGAGGAGCCUACAAGUUGCAGCCAGGAGGUGACCUCCUUGUCGCAAACCUAUGGCACCCCGGAGCAGCUCAGACAGACCUUGAGCCAACUGCCGCUGCUCAACGCUUUGUUGAUGGAGCUGUCCCUAUUGAACAACCCAUCCCUGCAGCCGCAGCCUUCUUCCGUACACCCGCAGUUAGCGUGGCUGUACCAAAAUGCAGAAGGUGCGAAAACAGCACCAUCCCCUUGUGCCAAGAGCGUGUGCCCCUGCUGUGAGGAGAAGAAAGGCACUCAUCGCAAAGAUAGAGGAAGGUCGGCUAGUCCCAAGUUAAAAAGAAAUCGUCCAGAUCAUUCAAAGUGUAUUUCUCCCUCUUUCCAACAUUCACCUGUUGUGAAGGGGAAAGCAUCCACAAAAAUGGUGUAUGCUGAAAGAAUUGGCAGCCCUGAGAAAAGUAAUGCCAAGGAAAACUCUCCCCCUAGAAGAAAGCUUACUUAUGGGCUUACAAAUACACUGAAGCUCCGUCUGCAGCGGUCCAAUCCAGUUAUGUUGAAGGUUCACGAAAAAAGGGAACAUCGUAGAAAAAAACAUGGAGAGGUAUUAGUUGAAAAGAAAGGGAAAACUUCGGCCAAAGGGAAACCACUCCAUGGCUCUCCAUUACUACAUGGCUCUCCUGAGCCUCAUCCAAAGUCUUCUGGGCACUUUGAUGAAAAAAGCAUCCCUGAUGAAAAGACUCAAAUUAAUGAAAAUGUUGAGACUUUAAUCCAAAGUAAUGUUGACCAAGAUUGCCCUACCACCAAGAAAAGUGCAGCUGUUGUUGUGAAGAACAGUGAUGAUGAAAAACAAAAGGACUCCUCUGAAAUGAAUGGCUCUUCUUAUAAAGAAAAGAGUUUGAAAGUCCAUCUGCCAAGAGUCUUUUUACAAGAUGCUGAAACACUUGAAAAUAAAAUUGAUAUGGAAGUGGCAAAGUAUGUAGAGCACAAUGAUGAUGAUAUUUCAAUGAUAUGUAAUGAUAGCCAAAGUAACCAUGAACUUAAAAAUUCAGAUGAUUUGCUGGCUAACUCUGACAAUACUGCCUAUUCAGAAGAUUUCACCAAUGCUGACAGUACAGGCCCAAGCUUGGAAUCUCAAGAGAGCAGUCCUGGCCCUUUAAUGGAAAACCAAGAUGAAAGUCACUCUGCUGAGGACUCAGAUUCUAAAAUAUCUGGAAGAAAUCUCAGUGCUGAAUGUAUUUCACCGCCUCUUCCAGUACCUUCUGCUGCAUCUCCUGUCCACUUUCGUAAAAAGACCUUUGAUAGAAAAUCUAAUGCAGAAAAAACAGGUGUUGUUUUCAACAAGCUUGCUGAUGACUCUCCUCCUCCAGGAACUUUACAAGAAGAAGUUUCAGAUCAACACAUGAUGGAGGAAAGGAGCAAAGAUAUACAGACCUUGGAGAAUAAAGGAAUGUGCUCUGACAUGAACCAUAAUAUAGCAAAAUGUCAAUCUCUGGAAAAGAGUAGCUCACUAAGAACAUCUCAAGUUAGCUCUUACUUGCCUUCCAAUGUGUCUGACUUUGAUCUUAGUGGGUUAGAAGAAAGUAAUUCAUCGGAAAAAGAAAAAGAGGAUGACUUUGCAAUGUUGGAUAUUACUAAUCAGUGUAGGCACAUCAGUGAACUAGUAGUAAAUAAACUCCCAGGAUACACAAUGUAGUUACCAAUAAUAAUAACUGGAUCAAAGCAAACAUGUCUUUAUUUGUUACAAGUAUUUUAAUUGCAUUUCACAAAUACAAUUUAUGCUUUAUAAAAUAUAUAUAUUUCCAAAUAA
Messenger RNA from Sceloporus undulatus (fence lizard), 3550 nucleotides. RefSeq names its product microtubule associated protein 10 (gene MAP10). The transcript has a single exon. Gene Ontology annotation, molecular function: microtubule binding. The record is from RefSeq and is a predicted model, not a curated record. NCBI's taxonomy places the organism in Eukaryota, Metazoa, Chordata, Lepidosauria, Squamata, Phrynosomatidae. Gene Ontology annotation, cellular component: centrosome; cytoplasmic microtubule; midbody. Bases 500 to 3436 code for a protein of 978 amino acids. Gene Ontology annotation, biological process: cytoplasmic microtubule organization; mitotic spindle midzone assembly; positive regulation of cytokinesis.